Messenger RNA from Stylonychia lemnae, 1053 nucleotides. The record is from the annotation of a GenBank genome assembly. Lineage: Eukaryota; Ciliophora; Spirotrichea; Sporadotrichida; Oxytrichidae.
AUGGAUUUAAUUUUGAAAAGAAAUACACAUCUCUUUCACGGUAAAGCUCUAGAGUAAGAUUAACCAUAAAGCCAACUUAAAAUUUGGCAUUGGAAUAUCAACGGUCUCGGAGCUGGAGUAUUGAAGGGUCAUUUACUAAGAUUUUUAGAGAAUCAUUAGCCAGAUAUAUUAUGUUUAAAUGAAACAAAGACUGACUACCAAUCUAUUUUAGAGAAAGGGAUUCAUGAGAAAUUGCCACUACAUUAUGAGCAAUACUGGAAUUGUUCUAAAGCGAGGAGAGGGUAUUCUGGGACUGGAAUUUUAACAAGAAUUAAACCUCUCAAUGUUAAAUAUGAUAUAGAUGUCCAGCACCAUGAUCAAGAGGGGAGAGUGAUUACAGCAGAAUUUGAUAAAUUUAUUCUAAUUAGUGUCUAUGUCCCUAACUCUGGAGAUGGAUUGAGACGACUAGAUUAUAGAACUCAGGAGUUUGAUAAAGACUUUCAUGAUUAUAUUGACAAAGUUAGAAUCGAAAAUAAAAAGCCCUUGAUACUGAGUGGGGACAUGAAUGUUGCAAGGAAGGAGAUCGAUAUUUAUGAUGCUAAAGGAAAAGAAAAAAGUGCAUGUUAUACUCCUGAGGAAAGAGCAUCAUUUGAAUCAUUGAUUGGAAGAGGCUAUGUUGACGUUUAUAGGCACCUUUACCCUGAUAAAUAAGAGUUUACAUACUUUUCAGCUAGGAUAAGAGGUCAUGAAUUAAACAAAGGUUGGAGAAUUGAUUACUUUAUUGUUCCCUAGAAAGAUGUUGGAAUUGUGAUUGAUACAAGUGUCCAUAAAAGUAUAAUUGGAAGUGAUCAUGUCCCCAUUUAGUUAUAAAUUGAUUUAGAUAAAUUACAAGAAGAAGGGAAAGAAAAUAAGAUAGAGUAAUUGAUUGUAAAUUAGGCUGAUAACAACAAAUAAAUUAAAAAAUCGAUGGAGGCACUUAGUAUUCCUAGUAGAAAGCAGAAAUAGGUAGACACCGAAAAGGUUUCGAAGAUAAAAACCAAGGAAAUGUUAAAAAGCAAAAAGUAAGAGAAAUGA